Molecule: messenger RNA, 2389 nt
Organism: Olea europaea var. sylvestris
Lineage: Eukaryota; Viridiplantae; Streptophyta; Magnoliopsida; Lamiales; Oleaceae
Product: auxilin-like protein 1
Exons: 5
Coding region: 181-2139 (652 amino acids)
Source: RefSeq, a predicted model, not a curated record
CCCUACCACGCCUCCCCCCUCUCUCUCUCUCUCUCUCUCUCUCUCUCAAAGUUCCACAGUUGGGCGUUCAAAUUAAUUUGAAUUUCCACAAGAGAACCCCCAAUUCCAUUAGUUUCGAAUUUCCUCCCACGGUUGAUCGUAUUGUUUAGAACCCAACAGCAUCCAUCUCGGCAGUGGUAAAUGAGGGGAAAAUCAAUAGGCCACUCGCAUCCCAAACCCUGCGCUGGGAGGAAAACAUCAAGAACGGGCAGGAGUAAAGGAGAAGCUGAUAAUGUUAUUCUUAUCGAUGUAGAUCCUGAUCAUUUUGACAGUGAUGUUAUCAUUGAUGUUCCUGAAUCUUUGCCAAAGAAACCCCAGGGUUCAAGAAUACUCAGGAAAGAUAAAAAGUGGCCAUUUAGGACUGUUAUAUGUAUUGACGAUGACGAAAGCACGGAUGACAACCAUUCUGGUGUAGGUGUAAAUGAUAAUGAUAGUUUCUCUAAUGGCGCUACCCAUAGCAAGAAAUCUUGCUUUGACUCCAAAGAGUUUGAAAAUGCUGCAGGUUCUGCUGGUGAAGAAUGUGACUUUGUUCAAGAAAAUACGACUCCAGUUAGGUUAUCAAAAUGCAAGCGUACCUACUCUGGAAAAGCUUCCACAAAAAAUGUCUAUGGUCCAAGUGUCAAUUCAGAAAUUGAUUUAUCCGGGAAUGAUUCUCCUGAUUGUGAGUUAAUGGAAGAUUCUUCUGGAGAGCUUCGAAAACAGUGGGAAAAGGCUUUUUUCAGGAGGAAAAAAGAUAAGCGUAAUGGUGAAUAUGAUGCUAAAGAUUGUGACGAUACUUCAAAGGAUUUCAAAGAUAAUGACCAUCAUAAUGUUAGAAAGGAAAGCAAUAGUCAACAACAUGAGGAAGCCCCAUUCUGUUCUAGUACAAGCAAAUCCAGUGAAAAAAAUGAAGCUCAAUCUCCUUUUAUUACAAAGGAGGAUGUCAAUUUCGGUAGCACUUUUUUCGAGGGUCCUACUUCUGCUGAUUUUUCUUCUCAAUCAGAGCUGAAAACACACAUGCGGAAUAAUCAGCCUGAUAUCAAUGAGAGAUCACAUUCUGGAGCUGAAUAUCCUCCUUUCAAUUUUGCUGAGCAGCAAAGUUCAUUUGAAACUGAUGUUGAAAAUGACAUAUCCAAUGUAAGAGCCAAAACUGAUAAGUUUGAGGAGAAAGUUAUUGUUAGUGAUAAGGAUAUGGAGCAUUUGCAACCUUGUGAACCAGGUGCAACUAGAAGUUUUAAGGAAAAGGAGAAUUUAAUGUCUGAAAAUUCUUCAUUUCUGAAGUUUUCAUCACAGAAUGAUCAAGUUAAAGACAAUGCUACUCUUUCCAGUAAUAAAGUUGGACCUGUCUCUGGAGAAGCCACCUUCUGUAAAAAUUCAACUCUUGAUCCAGGAGAUGUCACUGACAAGAGCAAGAAGUUGGCUCCAGAGAUACCAUCAUCCUGCAAUAGGAAUCUUAAUGAAACACAAAUUAGAGAGGACGAUUCUUGUUUGGACAAGGCUGUGGAAAAGCUCAUUGAACAUGUAUCAAACGUUCAGAUGGAGGUUGAAAGAGAUGAUCCGCAACAUACCCAAUAUGGAGAUAAUUCCCGAGUUGUAGAGAAUUUUAUCAUUAACGAACGAGAAAAGCUUAAGGAAACAGAAGAAUACAAAAAAGCAAUAGAAGAAGAGUGGGCUUCUCGGCAACGGGCAUUACAAAUUCAGGCUGAAGAAGCACAACACUUGAAGCAAUUGCGGAAGAGACAAAAAGCUGAAAGCAUGCGUUUGUUGGACAUGGAAAGAAGACAAAAGCAGCGCGUGGAAGAAAUACGUGAGACUCAAAAGAAGGAUGAGGAAAAUAUGAACUUGAAGGAGGUAAUUCGUAGUGAGGUCAGGACACGACUUAAGCAAUUGGAAACCACGUGCCAUGAUAUGGCUUCUCUGUUGCAUUCCUUGGGAAUCAAUUUGGCUACUUGGCCUCAUCCAUCACCACAUGAGGUGCAAACAGCUUACAAACGGGCCUUGCUGACCUUUCACCCUGAUCGAGCCUUGCAGUCCGACAUUCGUCAACAGGUGGAAGCUGAGGAGAAAUUUAAGCUUAUCAAUCGCCUGAAGGAUAAAUUUUCAGCUUCUUUAAGCCAAUAAUGUUGUGUAUUCAAGUAAAUCUUCUCUCACACUUAUGGGUUGAGCUAUUUUGCUAAUGUGCUACCAAUGCUUCAGGUACUUUAUAUAGAAAGCGUGUCGGAUAGGUGGGCAGCUCUCUGGGGUUUGAUCAAAUCCAGAAUCCUGAUAAUCGAAAUAAUUAUAUUUGUCCAAAAUAUUUGUAGUUUUGAAGCAAAUUGCACGGUUAUGUAAUUUUGGUAAUUAUAUGAAUGAUCUUUCAAUUCAUUUGAUA